Messenger RNA from Geodia barretti, 888 nucleotides. The record is from the annotation of a GenBank genome assembly. Lineage: Eukaryota; Metazoa; Porifera; Demospongiae; Tetractinellida; Geodiidae.
AUGUCAUCUGGAAUCGUAAUUGUCCAGCAACAGGAACGAAUGGUGGUACAAAGGUUUGGGCGCUUCGACAAAGUGGUCAGCCCGGGUUUCCGUUUCCUUGUGCCAUUUGUCUUUAGCGGCACCAAGGUGGGAGUUUGGGAACAAACCCAACGUGUUCCUACCCAAAAAUACAUAACAACCGAUAACGUAUUGGUUGACCUGGACUUCGUAAUCUACUAUCAGGUGCUGCCAGACGAUGAGAACCCGCGCAAGGCAGUCCUUGAUGUCCAGAACUACGAAGCGGCCGUGCUUAAUCUGGCGGUGGCUGAACUUCGUUCAAUUAUAGGUAACAUAACAUUGGCAGACGCCCUGGCCGAAAGGGAGAAGAUUCAAGGGCAGCUACAAUUGGCACUGGACGAAAGUACCGGCCGCUGGGGUGUCAAGGUUAGAAACGUAGCCAUCAAUGAGAUUGAUCCGCCUCCCGGAGUGAAGCAGGCCAUGGAGCGGGAAAAGUCGGCCGCCGCCAUCAAGACGGCUGAAAUCACUGAAUCCGAAGGUCAAAGGCAGGCGCAGAUAAACCGUGCGGAAGGCGAGAAGCAGUCGGCCAUUUUGCAGGCGGAGGGCAACCGUCAAGCCGCCAUCCUGGAAGCUGAGGGGGACCAACAGGCCACGGUGUUGCGGGCCCAGGGGUUCAGCACGGCUUUGGACCGCAUUUACAGCGUUGCAAACACGGUGGAUGCCAAGACGAUGAGCUUACAGUACUUUGACACACUGAAGUCCUUGGGUUCCAGCCCUUCAACCAAGUUCAUAUUCCCUAUGGAGUUUACUUCAAUGCUGUCACCUUUCCUUGGCAUGGGCUCAAACCAGCAACCCAGCAAUGGGGGCAACAGCGAAGCUAACCAGAGUUAG